CCCGGAUUUCUCGAUCCUGACAGUAGUAAAGAUACCGUACAUAGGUCCAACAGACGUCACCCCGCAUUCCAGCGCCCAUCAUGUCUUCCGAGCAGCAGCAGCCGCCUCGUUUUGAGACUCUCCAGCUUCACGCUGGCCAAGAGCCAGACCCUACCACCAAAUCUCGUGCCGUUCCUAUCUAUGCCACCACUUCCUAUACUUUUGAUGACUCUGCCCACGGAGCGAGGCUCUUUGGCCUCAAGCAAUUCGGCAACAUCUACAGCCGGAUUAUGAACCCCACGGUCGACGUCUUCGAAAAGCGCAUUGCGGCUCUUGAGGGUGGUGUCGCGGCUGUAGCAGCUUCCUCAGGCCAGAGUGCACAGUUCAUGGCAAUUUCUGCUCUCGCCCAUGCCGGUGAUAACAUUGUCUCGACUAGCAAUUUGUACGGUGGUACAUACAACCAGUUCAAGGUCCUUUUCCCUCGCCUGGGUAUCAAUACCAAGUUUGUCCAGGGUGAUAAGCCAGAGGAUAUCGCGGCUGCCAUUGACGAGCGCACCAAGGCUGUCUUCGUGGAGACAAUCGGCAACCCUCGUUAUAAUGUGCCUGACUUCGUUGAGAUUUCGAAGGUAGCCCACGAGAAGGGUGUCCCUCUUGUGGUUGACAAUACCUUUGGAGCUGGUGGAUUUUUCUGCCGCCCUAUCGACCAUGGCGCCGACAUUGUCGUCCACAGCGCAACCAAGUGGAUUGGAGGCCAUGGCACCACCAUUGCUGGCGUGGUUGUUGACUCUGGGAAAUUCGAUUGGGGCAAGCAUGCUGCUCGCUUCCCUCAGUUUGUCGAACCAUCCGCAGGUUACCACGGUCUGAAGUUCUGGGAAACCUUUGGACCCCUCGCCUUUGCUAUCCGGGUCCGUGUGGAGAUAUUGCGCGAUCUGGGAACGGCACUGAACCCCUUUGCUGCGCAACAGCUCCUGCUAGGCUUGGAGACCCUCAGUUUGCGCGCUGAGCGACACGCAAGUAAUGCAAUCGCCCUUGCAAAGUGGCUGCAGAAUAACGAAAACGUGAGCUGGGUCUCGUACCCCGGGCUCGAAGAUCACCCCAGUCAUGAGACUGCGAAGCGGUACUUGCAGCGUGGUUUUAGCGGUGUUCUAUCAUUCGGGGUGAAAGGUGGUUCUACUGCCGGUAUCCAGCUCGUUGACGGCUUCAAGCUGAUUUCGAACCUUGCAAAUGUCGGAGAUUCCAAGACCCUUGCAAUUCACCCCUGGUCAACGACCCACGAGCAACUCACCGAGCAAGAGCGUCUUGACUCGGGCACGACAGAGGAUGGCAUCCGUAUUUCUGUCGGUACAGAGCACAUUGACGAUAUCAUUGCUGAUUUCGAGCAAUCGUUCAAGGCUGCCGCCGCUACUGGCCCGCAGAGCACUUCCUUGCCUGAUCGGGCAGCUUGAAAAGUAGCAUCGAUGGAGAGGGAAGCUGGUCCCCAGAUGCCCGUUCAAGUUACUGUUGAAUAUCAAGAAGGAUUCGAAGGAUUUUAAGCGAGAGAUAUACCCCAGGGAGCUUUAUAUAGCAAUAUAUCAAAUUUACAUGAUGUUUAAAGUGCAUUACUUAUACAGGAUGUCUCAAUUCUGGGGCAUCAUUUGUCCAGUCAGUUAGCCAAUGACUAGUCGUCAAUUCCAUUGGGCCUAUUCACUGAG
This is a messenger RNA of Aspergillus glaucus CBS 516.65, 1670 nucleotides long. RefSeq names its product O-acetylhomoserine aminocarboxypropyltransferase/cysteine synthase family protein. The coding region runs from base 81 to 1424 and encodes 447 amino acids. The record is from RefSeq and is a predicted model, not a curated record. Gene Ontology annotation, biological process: transsulfuration. The transcript is spliced from 6 exons. Gene Ontology annotation, molecular function: transferase activity, transferring alkyl or aryl (other than methyl) groups; pyridoxal phosphate binding. NCBI's taxonomy places the organism in Eukaryota, Fungi, Ascomycota, Eurotiomycetes, Eurotiales, Aspergillaceae.